AUGGAAGGAGUUGUGUCUGUAUUUCCUAACAAGAAUCUACAGCUCCUUACGACGACCUCGUGGGACUUCAUGGGUUUAAAGGAAGGAACGAGGACCAAGAGGAACCCAAUCGUGGAAAGUGAUACCAUUAUCGGGAUCAUCGACAGUGGUAUCACGCCGGAAUCUGAAAGCUUCUCCGACAAAGGCUUUGGUCCUCCUCCAAAGAAAUGGAAAGGUGUUUGCUCCGGCGGCAAAAACUUCACAUGCAACAACAAGUUGAUUGGUGCAAGGGACUACACAAGCGAAGGAUCUAGGGACGUUACUGGACAUGGUACACACACAGCGUCCACGGUGGCUGGAAACGCUGUCGCGGACACAAGCUUUUAUGGACUUGGCAAUGGAACCGUGAGAGGUGGCGUUCCGGCCUCAAGAAUUGUCACUUACAAAGUGUGCACCUUCUUAGGGUGUAGCUCCGAAAAUAUAUUGUCUGCGUUUGAUGAUGCGAUUGCGGAUGGUGUAGACAUUAUCAGCAUCUCCGCCGGAUUAGGAUUUGCCUUUCCUUUUGAAGAGGACCCCAUCGCUAUCGGUGCUUUUCACGCUAUAGCCAAAGGGGUUCUCACUGUGAACUCAGCCGGUAACAGCGGUCCGGAAGCGGAAACGCUAGUGAGCGUAGCUCCGUGGAUAUUCACCGUUGCCGCCAGCACCACCAACCGUGCAUUUUUCACAAAAGUUGCUUUGGGUGACGGCAAAACACUUGUCGGGAAAUCAGUGAAUACGUUCGAUUUGAAUGGAAAAAUGUAUCCUCUGGUGUACGGGAAAUCUGCUGCUAAUUCUUCUGCUUGCAGCAUUGAAUCGGCAGAGCGAUGUGAAGAAGGGUGUCUUCAGGAAUCCCUCGUGAAAGGAAAAAUAGUAGUGUGCAAUUCUACGGAUUCAAACGAUGCUCAAGUAGAUGGAGCUGUUGCAGCCAUUACAAUCAGCCCAGUGAAGGACAUUGCCUUUGUCACUCCUUUGCCACUCUCUACUUUAUCACAAGAAGACUUAAACUCUCUCGUUUCUUAUAUUAACUCCGAAAGUUCUCCGACAGCUACUAUUCUCAAAACCGAGGCAGUCUUUAACCAGAGAGCUCCUGUCGUCGCUUCCUUCUCUUCUCGUGGUCCAAACAUCAUCGCAACUGAUAUUCUCAAGCCGGAUAUAACAGCACCAGGAGUUGAGAUCCUCGCUGCAUUCUCACCUGAGACUUCACCGUCCUCAAGAUAUUUGGACACAAGACGUGUGAAGUACUCUGUUAUGUCUGGAACUUCAAUGUCUUGUCCACACGUGGCAGGUGUCGCAGCUUACGUCAAGACGUUUCAUCCUGAUUGGUCUCCUUCCAUGAUCAAAUCUGCCAUUAUGACAACCGCUUGGCCGAUGCAUGCUUCUAAAGCUGGUGCAUUAACCGAAUUUGCUUAUGGAGCUGGACAUGUAGAUCCAAUAGCUGCUACUAAUCCUGGACUCGUAUAUGACUCGGCUAAAGCAGACUACAUCGCCUUCCUCUGCGGCAUGAAGUACAAUGAAACUACCGUGAAACUCAUAUCCGGUGAAGCAGUCACUUGCAGUGGAGAAACCUUAACAAGAAACUUAAACUAUCCUUCAAUGUCGGCAAAAUUGUCGGGAUCUAAUAGCUACUUCACCGUGAUUUUCAACAGAACCGUCACCAACGUGGGUAGCCGAAUCUCUAAAUAUAAAUCAAAAGUUGUACUAAAUAACGGAUCUAAGCUCAAGGUCAAAGUCUCGCCUCGUGUCUUGUUUUUUAAGAAGGUGAACGCGAAGCGGUCUUUUACUGUGACUGUUUCAGGCAGCGAUCUUGACUCACAACUGCCGUCGUCUGCAGACCUAAUAUGGUCUGAUGGCACUCACAAUGUGAGAAGCCCCAUUGUUGUUUAUAAAAGUGAGUGA
This is a messenger RNA of Microthlaspi erraticum, 1914 nucleotides long. Lineage: Eukaryota; Viridiplantae; Streptophyta; Magnoliopsida; Brassicales; Brassicaceae. The record is from the annotation of a GenBank genome assembly.